This is a messenger RNA of Impatiens glandulifera, 1661 nucleotides long. RefSeq names its product pyruvate dehydrogenase E1 component subunit alpha-3, chloroplastic-like. Gene Ontology annotation, molecular function: pyruvate dehydrogenase (acetyl-transferring) activity. Bases 194 to 1477 code for a protein of 427 amino acids. Lineage: Eukaryota; Viridiplantae; Streptophyta; Magnoliopsida; Ericales; Balsaminaceae. The transcript is spliced from 3 exons. Gene Ontology annotation, cellular component: intracellular membrane-bounded organelle. The record is from RefSeq and is a predicted model, not a curated record. Gene Ontology annotation, biological process: pyruvate decarboxylation to acetyl-CoA.
GAUUACCGGCGUGUGUCUUUCCUCUUUGUUUUCUCCGCCUCCUUCUUCUUCUUCUUCUUCUUCUUCUUCUUCUUCUUAUAGAGCUUUCCUUCAUCACAAUCUCAUCUCUAUUUCCUCCAAUUCUCUCUUGUAGAAUACACCCACAAUUCCUUCUUCUUCUUCUUGUUACCGAUUCAAAUCGGCCACAAUCACAAUGCCUUCCGCUUCCUCCGCCAUCAUCAACACCAUUCACUCCAUCCCUCGCAGUUUCGAUCCCCCUUCCAUCAAACCCAUCUCUCAAUUUCUCGGAUCCACAACCAAAUUACGCCCAUCACCUCUCAGAACCCAUUCCUUAACAUCAUCAUCAAUCAGCCGUCAAUCUACAAUCGUCGCAGUUUCUGAUGUCGUCAAAGAGAAAGACCUCAAGCACAAAUCAUUGCUAAUCACGAAAGAGGAAGGAUUGGAACUAUACGAGGAUAUGAUCCUUGGAAGAGCAUUUGAAGAUAUGUGUGCUCAGAUGUAUUACAGAGGUAAAAUGUUCGGAUUUGUCCAUCUUUACAACGGACAAGAAGCUGUUUCAACUGGGUUUAUCAAACUCCUCACUAAAGAAGAUUCAGUUGUCAGCACAUACCGUGACCAUGUCCAUGCCUUAAGUAAAGGCGUCCCUGCACGCGCUGUCAUGAGUGAGCUCUUUGGAAAGACAACUGGUUGCUGCCGUGGUCAAGGUGGAUCCAUGCACAUGUUCUCCAAAGAACACAAUGUCUUAGGAGGGUUUGCUUUCAUCGGAGAAGGAAUUCCGGUAGCUACAGGGGCUGCAUUCACUUCUAAGUAUAGGAGAGAGGUAUUGAAAGAGAAGAAUGCUGAUCAGGUAACUUUGGCUUUCUUUGGAGAUGGUACAUGUAACAAUGGACAAUUCUUUGAAUGUUUGAACAUGGCUGCUUUGUGGAAAUUACCAAUUGUGUUUGUGGUGGAGAAUAAUUUGUGGGCAAUUGGGAUGUCUCAUUUGAGAUCUACUUCUGAUCCUGAGAUAUGGAAGAAAGGUCCUGCAUUUGGGAUGCCUGGUGUUCAUGUGGAUGGGAUGGAUGUUUUGAAAGUUAGAGAGGUGGCUAAAGAGGCGGUUGAACGAGCUAGGAGAGGAGAAGGACCGACUUUGGUCGAAUGUGAAACUUACAGAUUUAGGGGACACUCUUUGGCUGAUCCUGAUGAACUUCGUGACCCUGCUGAGAAGGCUCACUAUGCAACAAGAGACCCCAUUACAGCCUUAAAGAAAUACAUGAUUGAGAACAAACUAACCGGAGAAUCAGAGUUGAAAGCCAUUGAGAAAAAGAUCGACGAGCUACUUGAAGAUGCUGUGGAGUUUGCAGAAGCGAGCCCUCUUCCCCAAAGGAGCCAACUUUUGGAAAACGUAUUUGCAGACCCAAAAGGUUUUGGAAUCGCCCCUGAUGGAACUUAUAGAUGCGAAGAUCCAAAAUUCACCGAAGGUACUGCUCAGGUCUAGUUCUUCUAUCCAUUCAGUUUUCUCGUUUUUCGUAUCGUGUUUUCUAUUUUGCAGCUCUUUGUUUGAAUGAAUUAUUUAAUUGUAACUGUUGUGUUUUAAAGAGAAUUGGCAUUGAGUCCUUAACUCAUAUGUAUGUCACCAAAUUGUAGUCUUUUCAUUGUAGUAUUUUAGUUUUUGACCUUCC